UGCGAACGAAGAAGAGUUCCCUUAACCGGAAAAUUUGAGGAUGGAGCAGCUGUAAGAAUAUUCCCAACCAUAAAAUUAGUGGAUGAAUAUAACACCAAAAUGUCUGAUAAAUUAGCAAAAUCACAUCGAAUGUAUGUCAUCGAUUCAAUAGAUGAAUCUCACGAGGCAGCUACUUAUGGAAAAAGACCACCACAAGGUGUCAUACCUGCAAAUGUAAAUAACUGUGGCGGACUUUUACAUACAAUAUUGUUAGCCGAGGGAUCGCGAAUCAUGCUACGACGAAAUAUAUCCGUUUCUGAUGGUUUGAUAAAUGGCGCAAUGGGACUAAUAAAGAAAUUUAUAUGGCCGGCACUUCGGCGAGAUCAGCUGGAACAGGGAGAAUUGCUGGACUCUGUACUUAUAGAAUUUGACGACAAAUCCAUUGGUAACAGGUUCAAAGAUAUCGACGGAUACAUUCCGAUCUCCCCAGUAACCGCAACGUUUCAAGCAACAAGAGGUUAUGGAGACGUCGAACGCAGGAUGUUCCCACUUAUACUAAGCUGGGCAGUAACGGUUCACAAAUUACAAGGGACAACGUUAGAUAAAGCUGUAAUCGAUCUGGGCAAAAAGAAUUUUGCUAAAGGUCAAAUCAAUAAAUAAAGUACUCAAUAAACCGCACGACGAAAAAGCAUUAGCGGAAAAGGAAAGACUAAGGCGGCUCUUGUUAAUACAGAGAAACACUACAAAUCAUCUCCCAGCGAACGAAACACUUGGAAACAACUGAAGUACACUUUACCCUUAAUCAUCGAGAUAUUGAGAACGCCCACAUUCAAUUCACCAGCGAUUCAUUACAAGCAAGGUAAUAUUAUUAAGUAAUUACAACAUAAAAUAUAUGCCAAAUGGAAUUACGGGGAAAGCAUCCCUCAACCUGAAUCGCUAGAUUUCAUGUUUAAAUAUUUAUAGUUUACAUAUUGUUUAUAAGUUCUUUGUUUGUUUGUCUGUUUGUAAGUCAGACCACCAAGAUAACUUGAUACAGCAUGUGGAGGACCCCACCCCGGGUAAUAAACAAUAAGAAAAAAAUAGGAAUUUUGCAAUAACAAUAGUUAUAAACAAUAUGAGAAAAAUAGAAAUUUUGCAAUAACAAUAAUUAUUAACAAAAAGAAAAAUCAUUUUUUGCAAAGUGAUCACCACGAAAACGAGACCGGCAGCAAAAUGUACUGGGUUUCAUCGAUUUCAUCGAAUUCAGUCGGAACAUACGUGAAAUAGUACAAUUUUCGAUAAAAAGUGUAAUAAAGUGGUAAAAAAUGGAAAUAGGUCAAAUGUCUUUUUAAGAUUUUAAGAGGCAACGAAGCCCCACCAAAUGCAAGAAGAAUCAAUCCGAUUGGUCAAUUCGUUACGGAAUAAGAAGCAGUAUAAAAUUUUUCAGUUUUUUGCGAAAAAAACGGGUAAAAAAUGAGAAAUUCCAAAAUUUUUUGGUAAUGGGGCCACCUCGGAGAUAUGCUCUACAAGAUGCAACAGAUUUCAUCCCGAUCGGUCAAGACGUCUGAACGUAAUCGAGUAACAUACAUAAAAAAAAAAAAAAAUAUACGUGUCGAAUUGAGUAACCUCCUCCUUUUCUAAGUCGGUUAAAAAACUGUGAGAUUCGCAGUUUAACAUUUUAAACCGCUCGAAGGGGAGUGAUAUGGCGUAAAGAGAAAAGUUCUUAGAGCAUAAGUUACCAUCUAGUUUUUAAGUUGGUAGUAUGUAUUGUAACCGUUACCGCA
Messenger RNA from Hylaeus anthracinus, 1742 nucleotides. RefSeq lists its product as uncharacterized. The transcript is spliced from 2 exons. Bases 100 to 639 code for a protein of 179 amino acids. Lineage: Eukaryota; Metazoa; Arthropoda; Insecta; Hymenoptera; Colletidae. The record is from RefSeq and is a predicted model, not a curated record.